CCAAGUAACAUAACGUGCUGCAGUCGGCGCCAAAAUAUUUCAAUAAGAUACGUCGUGAUCCGCUGCGCCGCGCUUGCUACGAAUUUAUUUGAUUUUGUUUUCAAUCGUGUAUUGUUUUCGUGCAUAUAAAGUACGUUCCAAUUGUGUGUUGUUUGUCUUAACUUGGCCCAAAUCGCGGAGUAUUGUGACACAAAAAGCGCGCGUAAAAUUCAACAUUUUCGAAAAAUGCACUAAUUAAAUCUGCAAAAGAUAAACAUACGAAAUGCAGACUAAUGCGAAAAACAACAACAAAUGUAUGUUGAUGCCAAUGCUGUGAUAAAAAGCGUAUAACACACGUACGCGCUGGUUUACUGCGCCUAUGUAUGCGAGUAGAUUUCGUUGCGAAAGGGCUGAGCAAAGCAGAAUUGCUCAAAAACAAGUGAAAUAGCAAAGUAGAAGUGCGGAAUAAAAGCAAAAAAUUUUUACUACAUCUUUUUUAAUUAUUGCAAAUAUUAAUAAAUUUAUUGCCUUAAAUGGGGAAACAGUGUUCUAUUUCAUAAUUUCGUAUGCCCAAAAAUUGUUUUUUUUUUGUUACAAUUAUAUCAAUAUUUCGCAGCUGUGAAAGUGCUAUGCGUGAAUUACGGUAUUUCCAAUCGCAAGUGCAUUACAACGGCAUUACUCAACUUUCGAAGUGAAUAAAAACAUCCAAUCUAGCAAACAAAAAACAACAAAAAAACGCCAUUCCGUCACUCCACAAUCCAUUCGUGCAUUGUUUUCACGCAAACAUACAUACGUUGAUAUCGGUGUUGAGUUAUAAAAUAUGCGGCGAUAAAAAUCGUCAACAUUCAACAUUGCUACUCUGCUGCUGUUGUCGUGUUUUUUCGGUUUUUUUUUUUUUUUUUGUUAUUCUUAUUUUUGUUGCGCUUCUCGUAUAUUUGCUGGUGAUAAAAUCAGCGUGUUUCUUUUUCGCUGUAUUGGUGGUGUUGUUGUGCAUGUGACUGACUGCUGCUACAAGCACUCUCGCACACACACACACAUUCACUCACACAUCAUAGUAGUAACCAGCAUUUUGGUGGGGGUGCACACCCCACUCGUUCCUCUCACCAAGUGUUCAUUAUCGUGCGCUGAUAUAUCGGCAUAGUGUUAGUGAGCGAAUAAGUGAAGUGAAGAUAGAGAGCGUAAAAAUAAGGGGCGCAUAUUGAGCAUGCAGUCACAGCUGGCGCACAGUGUUGGAUAGCGGUUUGUAAAAAUAAUAAUGUUUGGUGAUUGUUCUGAAACAACAGACGAGAUGACAGCUGAUAGCAGAGAUUCCAAAGAUCUGAGUCCCGCUGACUUAACAGCAGACCAGCAGCAUUUAGAGCGUGAAGAUCAUCGGCUUGAAGAGACUGAUAUUGAAAUGGAAGAAGACACAGAUACAAGAGAGGACGACAGUCGAAUACUUGCUAUAAAUCCACAUCGAAUAUCUCCGGAUAGAAGAGAGGAAAGUGCACCGAGUCGUCCACCAAGUGUAGCCAUAUCAAAUGGUUCAAAUUCCCUAGACAUAUUUCACAAUGUCAACGAGCAUAUUGUACACAAAAUCGAACUAAAUAUAGAACGUGAAAAACUGAAAGAUCUAAAUGAAAUUAGUAUCGAAUCAACUUCAAUAAAUUCAAACGACACACGUCCUGCCAGCAGCAGCCCACAUAAGGAAGAACUGACCGGCAACGAGACACCACCGAUGUCUUCACCAACAAACGUACUGCCAAAAUUGCGCUUAAAUGCGCUUUUGGCUUCAGAUCCGGCUUUGAAACCGGAUGCAAAAGACCUAAAAGUCUUACACGAAGAGACGCAAACGAAAAAUCGACUCGCACAGCUACCACCGCCACCGGCGCUUACCAAGCAAGAAGACAUGGACACUUUAAUGAGUGCGCCAGUGGUUAAUGUCGUGGAACCGGUGUUGAAAACGCCGUCAGUUGGCGCCUCAUCAUCACCAGCUGCUACAGCGGAUAUCCCACCACGCCUGAAAUUGUUCAUGUGCUUGCCCUGUGGCAUACAUUUCAGCUCACCCUCAACACUGGAAGCGCAUCAGGCCUACUACUGCUCGCAUCGUAAUAAAGACAUGGAGUCUGAUGGAGCUUCGCUGUCCACAGUUAUUACCGAAAAAACUGGCACAUUAACUUCUAACGCGCCCAACGCUUCUAGUGGUACCAUCAAUAUCGGCGCUGGUAAUAACGGUAGCGAACACGUUCCCAAAGCCCUCAAGACGGGGAAACAAUAUGCAUGUACACAAUGCUCUUACAGCGCCGACAAGAAGGUCUCCCUCAAUCGGCACAUGCGCAUGCAUCAAACAUCGCCCGCGCAUAGUAGCAGCGCGCCACCAUCAAACGGCGCCGCCGCAUUAGAAGAGGGUGGUUCUAGUCAACAAACGGAUCGUUACUGCAGCGAUUGUGAUAUUAGAUUCAAUAAUGUAAAGACGUAUCGCGCACACAAGUUGCAUUACUGCAGUUCACGCCGCAAUGAGGGACAACUAACACCAAAGCUGGAAGUAAGCACCGCUAAUGUAAUUAAACCACCGGUAGGUGCGGCUGCCAUCAGCCCUCAGACGCGCACAAAGACGCCGACGCCAGCUAUGGUGGCCGCUGCCGCUGCGGCAGCUGCUGCUGCAGCCGCGUCGUUGCAAGCAUCACCGCCACAACCAUUUCUGGCUUUACCCACCAAUCCAAUAUUGAUAAUUCCCUGUUCGUUAAUACGAGCGGCGAGCUGGAUACCGGGACCACUCUCAUCAGCAUCGACGUCCAUUUCAAACCCUGACACCACCUGCUAUAUGUUGGACAACGGUAACUUGAAGCCAUUAGCUACCGCUUUCAAUAUGGGUGGAUUAAAUGCCAAUACUGCAGCGAAUAAUAAUAACGCAGCUGCAAGCGCAAAUAUUCCACAAAUGCCAACGGUCGAAACACCGCCGGUUCGUCAACCUUCGCAACCCAAUAACAGCGACGUGCUUCCUGUAGAGAAAAAUACUGGACGUAGUAGCGACCGCAGUGAGACCUCAACGCCAAAGCGAAAAGAUGGUGCGCGUGAGUCCGCACCAUUGGACCUCUCGCUACGCCGUUCACCUCCCUCUUAUGUCAGCCUGCAACGACAGCGAGUUCACUCGGCUUCCUCCUAUGCAGAUCAUGAUCAGCAACGUAUGGAUAUGGAAACUCUACUGGAGGCAAGUAAGGAGAACUUGUCAAUGGAUGAAAGUGGCACAAUGACACCCGAACAGAUUGUAUGCGCGCCCUCAUUACCAAACAGUCCAUCGAUGAGUCCAUCGCCAAAACGACGUGCAAUAAGUCCACGUAGUUCGGGUGCCGGCAGCACAUCUUCAAUGUCACCACCUGUAAAUGUUUCGACUGCAUCGCUGGUGGCAGCUGCCGCCGCCAGCAACAUGCUUGAUCUACCACUGCGUUCAAUGUUACCCGCCGAUCUAGCGUUGAAACUCUCCGAAACCAAUAUAAUGAAUCCAUUGCUAGCCAAACAAAACUUCGAACUCGCUUUAAAGCUCUCGGCGGCCGCUGCAGCUGCAGUAAACAACAGCACAUCAGCUAAUGUGGGUAAUGGUUCGACUCACGCUGAGUUGACUGCAGCGGCGGUUGCUGCUGCCACAGCAAAGUCUUCGCUACUCGGCAUGCCGGUUUUAAGCAACCCCACCUCGGCCGGUAAUAGCGGUAACGUAGGUGGUGGACCCAACGCAGCUGUGCAACCGCAAAUUUAUGUCAAACAGGGUGUUUCCAAAUGCAAGGAGUGCAACAUUGUCUUCUGCAAGUACGAAAACUAUCUGGCACACAAGCAACACUACUGUUCGGCACGCAAUCAGGAGGUUGGCGAAGGUGAAGCCAAAGUGGCGAACACGUCGCCUCUUGGGGUCGGUGCAGCCGCGAGUGUUGAAACGACACCGGUCGCCUAUCAGCAACUAAUUUGUGCGGCCUGCGGCAUCAAAUACACAUCAUUGGACAAUUUGCGUGCUCAUCAAAAUUACUACUGCCCCAAGGGGGGUGGCACAGCAGGCGCAGCAGCCGUUGCAGCUGCAGCUGCGACAGCCGAAACUGGACAGUUGCCUCUUACUAAGGAAAAAUGUGGCAAAUGCAAGACAAUCCAUGAAAUUGGUUUGCCAUGCCCACCGCCGCCCGCACUGCAACAAACGCAAAGCAGCGCACAGCACAUCGCAGCGACAUCGACCCUUUCGGCACCCAAUCAAAAUAUGUAUAAAUGUCCCGUUUGUGAUGUUGUUAGUCUGACAGCCACCGAAAAUAGGAAGCACAUGGAGACACAUGGCACCGUUAAGGCAUUUCGCUGUAGCAUUUGCCGCUACAAAGGCAACACUUUACGUGGAAUGCGCACGCAUAUCCGCAUGCAUUUCGACAAGAAAGCCACCGACCUCAAUGAGGAGCACUACAUGUCCUGCAUCCUGGAAGAUGAGGGCUUGGAAAUUCCUAGCAUAGCGUCUACACUGAAUCAGGAACAAUUGGCGCAGCAAAUAGCCGCUAUGCAACAGCAGCAACAUCAGUUGCAGCUGCAAGCUCAGCAGCAGCAGCAGCAGCACCAACAACAACAACAAAUAUUCAAUUGCGAUUUAUGCAACUACUCAUCUUCCUAUAAGGGCAACGUGCUACGCCACAUGAAACUGGUGCAUCCUCACAUCAACAUUCAUUCACCAUCAAUUUCACCUGAAGCCAAUGAUCUGGAAACUGCCGAUGCAGCUGGUUUGAAUGGAGAGAGUGGCAAUUUCACCAUAAAAAGCGAGCCAAUGGAUCAAGCGAAUUCGGCACGAUUGCUGGACAAUAACAACACAACAAUAUUGGCUGCCACCUUGACAGCACCACCACCGCUGAACAGUCUCGGCCCCGAGCAAAUGCCACAUAUUAAAACUGAACCCCUGGACGUCGGAGGCGACAGCCAACCACCAACCACACCACUACCAGCGCUCAGCUCACCCGCUAUUGGACCACCACCACCGCUCAACGCUGCCACCGACGACAAUGCCACAGUAGCGGCAAAUCAAAAAUAUUGUCAAACAUGUGAUAUUUCCUUCAACUACAUGAAGACUUAUGUGGCACACAAGCAAUACUAUUGCAAGAGUAAAUUACGACGCCCGGAGGCCAACGAAAGUCCCAGCCCCAACGCUGGACUCAUGCCAAUGUCAGUGGCGUCGCCGAACUCGUUGCUACUAUUGCAGAAGAACAAAGAAAAUCUGCAGCAGGAGGCAGCCAUUUGAUAGAAUGAAAUGUGGCGGGCACGCAAGCAAUGGGAGUGGUACUACAAAUGCUUUUAAAGCACGAUUAGGCAGAGAAAAAGAGCAACGGAAUUGCGAAAUGGAAACAGUUAUGCACAAAACGUACAGUAUUCGACUGGAAUCUCUGUAGAUGAAAAUACUUGAAAAUAUUAUAUAGUAGAUAUGUAUUCAAUAAUGACUUCGGAUAAUCAAAUAGAAAAGCUUAAAUAUGUAGAGAGUAAAGAAAAAACUUGAAAGCUUUUUCCAUCGUGUAAUGAAAAUAAAUAAUAAAGUAAUUAUAAGUAUUUUCCUAACUUUAUCGAUUUAAUCACGACUUAUUAUGUAUGCCAAAGUUAAUUAUUAAAGCUAGGGAAAUAAUUGAAAAUAAAUAAUGCUAAUAGUACUUACUUAUGUAAUAUAUGUACAUAUAUAAAGCUAAAAACGUACGAAAGGUCUUCGCCUGUAUAUUCGAAUGUCUUAAAUAUAAAUAUAUACAUAUUAUAUAUGUACAUACAUACAUACAUGUAGGUACAUAUGUAAACAUGUGGUG
Molecule: messenger RNA, 5759 nt
Organism: Bactrocera latifrons
Lineage: Eukaryota; Metazoa; Arthropoda; Insecta; Diptera; Tephritidae
Gene: ush
Product: zinc finger protein ush
Exons: 12
Coding region: 1235-5212 (1325 amino acids)
Biological process (GO): negative regulation of transcription by RNA polymerase II; heart development; cell differentiation
Cellular component (GO): nucleus
Molecular function (GO): RNA polymerase II-specific DNA-binding transcription factor binding
Source: RefSeq, a predicted model, not a curated record